AUGACUAUAAGGACAAAGAAAGCAGUUAUCCAGUUCUUUGCCUAUAGAGAAUUGCUGGAAACUACGCGUAAAGCAAUAGCAUAUAUAAACAAUGAACAAUUGCUAGCCAUGAUAGCACAGAGACUUACUUUUGAAGAACUGAACGUUGCCUUAGCCCAACAAUCAGCACGCACAUAUCACGCUCGAGCCGAACAAGUAGCUUAUAAACUUGCAUUAACUAAGGCUCCAAUUACUAUGAAUGAAUCAGUACCAUCUAUUGACGAAAUACUUGUCGGAUAUUUAUCGGCACAACAUUCAGCCCAAGAUUCGACACAAUACAGCGAUACCAGUAUCAUGAUUUCCUUGGUCUCCAAAAUAAUAUAA
Messenger RNA from Auanema sp. JU1783, 363 nucleotides. NCBI's taxonomy places the organism in Eukaryota, Metazoa, Nematoda, Chromadorea, Rhabditida, Rhabditidae. The record is from the annotation of a GenBank genome assembly.